Molecule: messenger RNA, 1893 nt
Organism: Aspergillus nidulans FGSC A4
Lineage: Eukaryota; Fungi; Ascomycota; Eurotiomycetes; Eurotiales; Aspergillaceae
Product: sugar porter family MFS transporter
Exons: 3
Coding region: 355-1893 (512 amino acids)
Biological process (GO): proton transmembrane transport; carbohydrate transmembrane transport; transmembrane transport
Cellular component (GO): membrane
Molecular function (GO): transmembrane transporter activity
Source: RefSeq, a predicted model, not a curated record
CCACAAUGGGAUGAUUCCCACGAUGCCUGGCAUUCAUGGAGUGGGCUCCAGAGACAUUAUCGCCUUUCGUGCGCUAGUUGGCAUUGACAGGCCACUCACCGGUUCCGUCUUGACUACUGGACGAUUGUGGCGGGUUGGCGGUUUCUGUUUGCGUCGUCGAGCUUUCCCCAUCGUACCCCCGGCCGGGCAUGGUCAACUCCUGGCUGUUUCCUCCGCAUCUCUGGUCGGGAUAUAAAAGACUACCCCGUGCCCACUGGUGGAGAGAAUGUUGAUCGUCUUGUUUUGCUUCCCCUCCAUUAUUCUUCCCCGCCGCCGGCCUAUAUCAUUGUUUAUCUGUUAGCGUCUUCGUUCAUCAUGGGCUUUAUGCUUAGGAAGCCUGAUGAUGCAGCGGGCUCUGCGGCCCCUGCUAUCCUGAUCGGCCUGUUUGUGGCCUUUGGUGGCGUCUUGUACGGCUAUGAUACUGGUACUAUCAGCGGCAUUCUCGCCAUGAAAUACUGGCGGAGGCAGUUCUCUACCGGCUACGUUAACCCCAACGACCAUAUCCCCGACGUCACCUCCUCCCAGUCCUCGAUGAUCGUUUCUCUCCUGUCCGCCGGUACCUUCUUCGGUGCCCUCACGGCCGCCCCAGUUGCUGAUUACUUUGGUCGCCGCAUUGCCAUGAUCCUCGACUGUUUUGUAUUUUGCUUCGGAGUGGUCUUGCAGACAGCAGCCACCGCCAUUCCCUUGUUCGUUGCUGGACGUUUCUUCGCCGGGUUUGGCGUUGGAUUGCUCUCCGCAACAGUUCCUUUAUACCAGUCUGAGACGGCUCCCAAGUGGAUCCGUGGCACUAUUGUCGGUGCUUAUCAGCUUGCGAUCACUAUCGGUCUACUCCUUGCCGCUAUUGUCAACAACUCUACAAAAGACCGCAAUGACACCGGUUGCUACCGCAUUCCCGUCGCGGUUCAAUUCGCCUGGGCCAUCAUCCUGGUUGUGGGAAUGAUCAUCCUCCCUGAAACCCCGAGAUUCCUGAUCAAACAAGACAACCAUGAGGCUGCUAUCAAGUCUCUUGCCCGUCUUCGUCGUCUGGACAUCAACGAUCUCGCUGUUGUCGAAGAACUUGAAGAGAUUAAGGCAAACCAUGAAUAUGAGCUCAGCGUUGGCAAAGCCAGUUACCUUGAGAUACUCCGCGGGUCCAUUGUCACAGUUUACUACGGAACGACAUUCUUCCAACACUCUGGCAUUAACAACAGCUUUGUCAUUACCUUGAUAACGAACAUCGUCAAUGUAGUUUCAACCCUACCCGGACUUUGGAUGGUCGAGAAAUGGGGCCGUCGCCCGCUGCUACUUUUUGGCGCCGUCGGUAUGUGCGUCAGCCAGUUCAUUGUGGCUAUUGUCGGCACAACCACCGACUCCGGCGUCGCAAACAAGGUCCUUAUCGCUUUCGUCUGCGUUUACAUCUUCUUCUUCGCGUCCUCAUGGGGACCGGUCGCGUGGGUUGUCACUGGUGAGCUCUUCCCGCUCAAGGCUCGCGCCAAGUGUCUCUCUAUCACUACUGCUGCGAACUGGCUGCUUAACUGGGCGAUCGCCUACGCCACCCCAUAUAUGGUCGACUCUGGUCCGGGAAAUGCCAACCUCCAGUCAAAGGUGUUUUUCAUCUGGGGAGGAUUCUGCUUGAUUGCUGGAAUAUUUGUCUGGACCUGCAUCUACGAGACCAAGGGUCUUACCCUUGAGGAGGUCGAUGAACUUUACGCCAAGGUUCCCGUUGCCUGGCGCUCUAAAGGCUUUGUUCCGUCCGUGCAUUACACAGACGUGCGCGACGUUGCUGCUGGGCGUAAGGGUAGUGGCUUGGCUGAAUUAGAGGCGGACGCCCAGGCCAAGCAGAUCUCGGAGCAUGUCGAGAAAGCUUCGGUCUAA